Bipolaris zeicola 26-R-13 is the source of this 1746-nucleotide messenger RNA. RefSeq lists its product as uncharacterized. Lineage: Eukaryota; Fungi; Ascomycota; Dothideomycetes; Pleosporales; Pleosporaceae. Gene Ontology annotation, biological process: coenzyme A biosynthetic process. Gene Ontology annotation, cellular component: phosphopantothenoylcysteine decarboxylase complex. Gene Ontology annotation, molecular function: phosphopantothenoylcysteine decarboxylase activity; FMN binding. The record is from RefSeq and is a predicted model, not a curated record. The transcript has a single exon. Bases 1 to 1746 code for a protein of 581 amino acids.
AUGGCAACACAAUCACCAGCCCGGACCCUCAAUGUCCUCGUCGCCCUGACAGACCCCUCGGCCUUCCGCUUUGGCUGCUCUAUUGUCGCCCGUCUGCACCGCCUCGACAAUGUCUCUCUAAAGGUCAUUGCCUGCAAAGAAUUCCCAGCCGCCGCCCAGACAACCAUUCCUCCCCAACUCGAGCCGCUAUGGCACACGUACACGCCUGACGACACUGCGCCGCCCGGCUGGCAGCAUGCCGACUACCUCGACACAUGCGUUGCCGACUACUGCACCUGGGCAGACCUGCUGGUCCUUGCGCCACUCAAUGCAGAGAACCUGGCGCGCAUGCUCCAUGGCUUCACAACCAACCUGCACCUGCAGCUCUUGCGCAGCUGGAACGUGUCCAAGAAGAUCCUGCUCAUACCCGCAAUGUCAACACUGAUGUGGGAGAACCCCAUGUCGCGGAAGCAGAUCAGCAAGAUCCGACGCAAGUGGAAUUGGAUCCGCGUCUUGCCCCCUUUCCUCUGGUCGUUUGAUCACUCCGGCCGCAAAUACCAGCCGUGGAUAGAAGGCCACAAAGCCUUUAACGAAUCCAUCCAGACUCAGAUCGACCUCAUGGCUGUAGGCAACCGCACCGUCGCCCUGCCCAUUGCCCAUCUACCAACACUGACGCCUACGAGGAGCAAAGGGCCCCGUCUCCCACCCGAGCUCUGGUCCAUCGUCCUUGAAUUCACAAAAGACUGGGAGUUAGCAACCACGCUCAACGUCCACACAAACCUGCCAAUACCCAAAGAAUGGCGCCAGGCCGCGAGCGACGAAGGUCCAAAGACGCAAAUGCAGAAGCUCGAGUGGGCCCUGCUCACAUAUCCAUACCCGGACAUCAAGAAGGUCUUUGACACGGAAAAGCCGACACGCAUAUCACGCCUCUGCAUUGAACUCAUUAUGCGCUUUGCCAUGGUGCCUGUGCUCGCCCAUCUGGAAACAUGCCACAAGGAUCUUUUCUGGGGAACUUUUGGCCACACGUUCCUACCUCACAAGGCCUCUGUGUUUGGCAAGACGGAGAUUUUGGACUAUUGGAGAACAUCGCCUGCCUUCUUGACAAAGGAGUACUCUGAUGAGGCCAUUGACGAUGCGAGCCGUGCCAACUCGGUCCAAGUCCUCGAUUGGUGGUACCAUUCUGGUCUUGCGCUCAAAUACACCGAAGCGGCACUCGAGCAGGCAAGCUCUCAGGGCCAUAUUCAUGUGCUCAAGUGGUGGAAGGAACAUAGCCGCCACCGGACUGCCCCUUCCGUCCCGUCUAGCCCAAUCGACGAAGACGCCCCUACCAAAUCGCAUCGCGAGGACCUACCGCUCAAGGUCGGAAAGUCCAUUACUUACGCAACACAGUCUGGCUGUCUACCAGCAAUCAUCUUUUGGGUCGACUCGGGCAUCCCUUUCUCUCAUGAGGACACGAUUGCAAAGGUUGCCUCGACCCAUGGCCAUACUCACAUUCUAGACUACUGGCGUAAACUCCGUGGUGAGAAAAUUCUUUUCGACAACCAGGUUCUUGUGGGGCCUACUAAGAUGGGCCACGCCCACGUUCUCGAGUGGUGGAAGCGCAGUGGGUUGAAAGUCGAGUACAAGACAUGUGACAUAGAAGAAGCCCUGGAAGACGGGGUCGAGGGAGCCAAGGGUGAGGCCGUGAGGAGAUGGUGGGCGCUGAAUGGUCUGAAUCUCGGUGUCGGGACGAGCGAGUGGAUGAGAGUCAAGGUAUUGGGCUCGUGA